CAGAGUUGCAGGCGCGGCGGUGAGUGUGAGACGCUGCUCCGCUCCUCGCGCUUCAUUCUGCAGUUAUUGCUCUAAUUCAUGGUUAUUAUUUUUUACUUGUUUUUGUUUCUGACCCAGACCUCUUUGAUGUGACGGUGUUUGGAGCGCGCGCGCGGGGCAUGUCCUGUCCUCUCCUCCGGAUCGCGGCUCUUCAUCAGCGGCAUGUUGGGAAAGAUGAGCGGCGGAUCCCGGGAUUCACUGCUUCCUCUUCCUCUUCCUCUUCCUCUUAAACAGGAAUAAAAAUUAAAAUAAAUAAAUAAAAAGAGAGCAAACUUUACAUCUUUACGGAUUUAUUACACCGGAUCCUGAUGAUGAUCCUGAUGAUGAUGAUGAAGAUGAUGAUGAUGAUGAGGAAGGGUCCGCGCGCGCUGGAAGCUGUUCGGGAUUUGUAACAUUUUUUAGCGCAGUUUCCGGGUUUGGGAAUUAAAAAGAUAGUAAAGAAAAAAUUCGAGUGUGUCUGAGAUUCAGCUCGCGCUUCCAUCAUGCGUCUGUAUCUGUGCAGCUUCCUGCUCCUGUUGGACGAUCUGUCUGUCUCUGUGUCCUCGUCCUUGUCCUCCUCCUCCUCUUCAUCCCCCUCUCCGGACUUUGUGGACUGUGUGAGGGCGAGUGAGGUGUGUAACCUGAGUCCUCAGUGCAGCUCUCGCUAUCGCAUCAUGAGGCAGUGCCUCGUGGGUAAAGACUGGAACUCCAUGUUGGCCAAUAAGGAGUGCCAGGCGGCGCUGGAGGUUCUGCAGGAGACGCCGCUGGUGGAGUGUCGCUGUAAGCGAGGGAUGAAGAGGGAGUUACAGUGUCUGCAGAACUACUGGAGCAUCCACAUGGGCCUCAGUGAAGGAGAAGAUUUCUACGAAGCGUCUCCAUAUGAGCCUCUGCCUCCUGUCCGUCACUCUGAUGCCAUCCGUCUGGCCUCCAUCAUCUCCGGUAUGAACAGCGGUACAGGUAAAGCUCAGUCUCAUUGUUCUGAUGCCAGUCGUACCUGUAACCAGUGUCUGGACGCCACGAAAGCGUGCAACCUGAACGAUAACUGCAAGCGUCAGCGCUCCAACUACAUCAGCACGUGCACACGCAGCGAGUGCAACAGGAAGCGAUGUCACAAGGCAUUACGUCAGUUCCUGGAGCGCGUGGAGUCGCAGUACAGCUUCGGCCUGCUGUUCUGCUCGUGCCAAGACCAAGGCUGCGCCGAGAGGAGACGCCAGACCAUCGUCCCCAACUGCGCCUACGAGGACAAGCUCAAACCAAACUGUCUGCAGCUGCGCAAGACCUGCCGCCUCGACCCCUUCUGCAGGUCCAGGCUGGCGGAUUUCCAUACACACUGUCAGAUGAGUGAGGACUCCAUCAGCACUUGUCCAAACGACGACUACCAGGCCUGUCUCACUGCCUACACCGGCCUCAUUGGGACGGACAUGACUCCUAACUAUGAGGACGCUAAUCACACGGACUUCUCCAUCUCUCCGUGGUGUAGCUGCAAGAACAGCGGAAACCAGGAGGAAGAGUGUGAGAAGUUCCUGAGGGACUUCAGAGAGAACACCUGCCUGCGUAACGCUAUUCAGGCGUUUGGGACGGACGUUCCAAAGACAACAGCAUCAACAAACCCCAACGUCCCUCGCACCAACCCUACUGCAUACGCCAACGUCACCAAACCUGAAUAUGAGGAAACUGAACCGAAGUGCAGCACCGCGAAAGGCUUCAUCUGUGACGAAGACGAGGACAUUAUAGGACCUGACGAGAACCCUGAGUGGAAUCCCUCAAACUGGAGCGCUGGCCUGAAGCUCUGCACCGAGGCCUGGAUGCUCUCGCUGGUCUUCGCUUUAGGAAACAUUGCCCUCUGAACUUCAACUCUACCUGAGGUCUUAAACCUGAGGGACUUUACUGGACCCUCAACCAAAAUACAGAAUCACUUCGCUUGUCUGUCUGUCCUCUGUAUACUGCAACGUUAUUUCUUACCAAAAAAGAUAAACAAAACAAAAACAAGGCGUGAGAGAAUUGUAAAGUGCAUACCUAUCUGAGACGAGUGCGGAACAGAACAAUAAGAGAAAAGUCGUUGAUAGAUGAUAGAGGAAGGUGACAGUGAUGAAUUCGUCUCGAUUUUAAGUGGGAUGAACUGACUACAAAAUCUCCCUUGCUUUUAUUUUUGGUAAAUCUGUACAGCGUCCCGUCUGGACCCCACCAUUUGACCAAACCUUGGAUUAACUUUGAGAAAUGUGUCGCUUCCAUGCUAUUACACACGGAUUCCACUAUUCUGAGAAAAAUAAGGGUCUAUCUUGACCCUGAAAAGCACCUUCAAGGAACACAGGGUGCUGUCAUGCCUUUAUAUCUGGAAAAAUAAGGGACCCUGAAACCACCAUUUUUGAGGAACAUGUUUUCAUCGUUGAUUUGCACUCUACCUCCACCCUGAAUCACACCAUCUUCAGUAACAGCUGGGGUUUCAAAAUAAGCCCUUAUUCCAUCCUGGACCCCACCUGGAUUCCACCAUUCUGAGAAAAACAGGGCUCUGUUCUGCCUCUGUGCACCACCAUCUUUGAGGUUACAUCAAGGCCUCGCAAACUUCUUCAAACAUGGAACAAUGGAGCCAUCAGAAGAUUUUGAACCUACCGUCUUCGAGAAGCAUUCAGUUCUAUCAUAGUUUCACCAUUCUGAGGAAAAAUAGGGGUCUAUCUUCACACUGAAAGGUACCAUCUUUGAGUAACACAUCCCCAUCAUUGUUUUUCACCCUACCUCAACCCUGGAUCAUACCAUCUUCAUAAAAACUGGGGUCAUAUAAUGCAUGAACACAUCCAUUUUGAGAAACAUGGGGUGCAGUCAUGCUUUUACACCCAGAUUCAACCAUUCGGAGGAAAUAGGUGUCUGUCCUGACCUUGAAAACAUCUUUAAGGAAUAGAGUCCACAUUAUUGUCUGGAACGCAUUGUCUUUCCAGAAAACCAGAGUUUCAAAAUGACCUUAACCCCUUCCAUCCUGGACAUCACCAUAUUCCGUGGAAAACAUGAGUCUGUCCCGACCCAGAAAGCCGCCAUCUUUGAGAAAGACAUCACUGCUUUGGAACCUACCUCCAACACUGGAUUGUACCAUCUUCAAGAAAGCCUAGGGUUACAAAAUCUUUUUUACAUCCACCAUUUUUGAUCAUGGCUGUGCAAUCUUCUUCAACUGGCCAUCUUUGGGGGAAAAUGGAGUCAUCCCAUGAUUUUGACUCCAUCAUUUUUUGGAGAAGCACUGGGUCUCAAAAAUUCCCUGGAAUUCACUAUCCAUGAGAGAAACUGGGGCAGAUAUUGUGUUUACACCUGGACUGUACCAUCUUGGAGAAAAACUGUGUGCGCUCACACCCUGGAUUCUUCAGCUCCCGGCCUGUUCGUGCAACUUCAGACUCCACCAUCUUUGAAAGAACUGGAGUUUCAUCAAGCUGUUAAACCCUGAACCUUUGGAAUAAUCUAUUCAUAUUCGUAAUGUUCCAUCCUUCUUAGCGUUUUUGCCAUUCCCUUUUUCUGAGAGGUGCUUUUAGAUUGUGCUUUGAUUCUUUUUUUCUCUUUUGUCACUCACUUUUUGUCAGUCGGGAGUAAUUACCUUCAUCAUGGCGCUUUUUUCCAUGUGAAUUGUUUGAAGUAUAAGUCUGUAUCCUGCUGACACGAUGUGAGAGCAUGUCGUCGCUGACAGCUUUCUCAGUUCUGUUAUGCGCUUUCCUGACAGAUUCGACUCAAGGAAAAGAAAAGAAAGAUGAAAAAGUACUAACUAAUUGAGAGGAGUGACCAUUUAAAGAAAUCGUUCCAGUUUGAAGUGGGCUUGUGAUGCUAAUGGGCCGCCCACAUGUAUAAUUUUAUCCUUUGAAAUAUGAUUUUCUUCUUUUAAAUUGUACAUAAUUAUAAUGUGAAAGUCUUCAAGUCAGGAACAAUGAUUGCGGUGAACAUUGUUAUUAUUAUAAUUCUUAUUCCGGGGUGAUUGAAGGGAGCAGAAAGGAGCGUGUAAGGGUAUUGAACGCUGCAUGUUCGGACAGGAUUCAUCUGGAUUUCCGCAGGAAGAGGAAGUAGUUUGGACACAAUUUCAUAAGUUUGGUCAUUGUCACAAUACCGACACCAAAGGACGUGAAAACGUGAGAACUGUAGCGCCUAAGACUUUUGCCUGCUGAAAAAAGUUCGGGGAUGUUGUCGUCAAUUGAAAUUAUUUCAUGUAUCGUGGAAGAAAAGCUUGCGCACAAAUGCAACUGGGAAACGAAUUUCCAACCACGCGAGUUACAAACUGCACAAACUGCUUUCGUGUCAUGUCAUAUAACAUUUCUACAAAAAGAAAUAAUCUCGUUGUGUUUAUCCAGUUAUGUGCAAUCUAUUACGUGGCCUUAUUUUUUUUGUCAUAGUUCACGUUCGAAGGGACUCACGCCAGAGACGCAAAGGACGCUGGGUAACAAUACAGAAUAAACACAGAUCAGUAUGCAUCAUAACGAAAGGAAAUGAAGCAAUUAACGUUUGUGUAAAUAUAAAUAUUCAGAAAACUGUCAAAAAAACAAAAAAAAAUGCAGAACGAUUACCAAAAGGGUUCAUCUAGAUGUCUCAAGCAUAUGUACGUGUUUCACUGAUGUAAGCUAAUGCUCCAUUCGGCAGCACCGAGUCGACGCAGCGUGUACCGAGGAAUAGUUUCGCAGGAAGUUCCAUGUUUUCCGUUGCCACGGCAAUGGAGUGAGAUAAAACGCUUGCUUUGCAGAACUGAACGUAUAUUGAAAAGAACAAAAUGUCCUUUUUUCAUUAUAUUAAAGUGAUAAUUCAUUUAUAACUUGUGUAACUUCAUGAAUUAUUUGUCCAUGAUUGAAAUGUGACUCUUUUUUGGGUCAGUUGUGGUUUUUUUUGUUUGUUUCAUUGGGUUUUGUUUGUUUGUUUAGUUUUACUUAAGGUUAGCAUAUGAUCAAAACAAGAAAUGAAAAAAAAGACACUAACAUGACCUCAGCUGGAAUAACAGCAUGUUCCACCUCAUAUUCAAGAACUUCUCAAAGAGGACAGAACAUCUUCUCUAAAUAAAGCCAAUAAAAUUUCACGUAUCAAACCAAACUGCUUCGAGACUCAGGCGAAGGUGAAAUCCCUGACUGCUUUCUAUGCUGUUUGUUAUUUUGUUUGUUUGUUUGUUUGUUAGUCUCCAGUACGUUUGCUUCGCCCUUUCAGUGCAAAGUGGGCGGGGCUAAUUUCGAAUAAAGCUUGUGUAUACGUAAUGCUCAGUAAUCACACGGCUGAUGUUGCUAAUCGCUAGUGAGUGAAAGCACAAGAACGUUUCACGAAAAACCUAAACAGCACGAACUUUAACACUUUACAUUAUUCACAUCAACUGUACAUUUUUGUUUAUUAAAACCUCGAGGACAUCGUAAUCUCAGAGGACAAUAUUCUUUUAUACCACAGCUGAACUCUGGCUUCUGAUUGGUCAGAAGGUACUGAUUAAUCAGCUUAUAUUAAUGCGCUCGUUCUAAUAUGUUAUCGUUUCUAUAGUAACAGCUCGUUCAAAGGGUCUUGUAUAGAAGACGCUCCACAUAAACGGAUUAAAAAAUCUUUAUGGUGAAGUUUUAUGUUUAACAUUAAUGGAAGGAGUCUCCAGCGUCAGUGCGUUGUCAGUGGUAACAGUCUUUGUAACAGUCAGAGGUAAAGCUGUAACUUUAUGUUUUCCGAGUUUACGCUUCUUUGCGGUUUCUCGGUUACACAACAAGCUGCGUUUUAAUAUUUUGUCUUACUAACUUGAAGAGAGCUGCUAUAACGUAAGUGAAAACAAGAACUAACUUGUUUCACAGACAUUCCACUAUGUUAAAUGUAACCAUAAACGGAUAAAAAGUAUGAUGUGUCUGUUACAUGUAAUAAAUGAUGCUGUGUGUUUGGAGGUUAAACUUUCACUUCUCUGUCCUAAGAAAAACGGUUGACGGAUGACAAAGUGAUGCAUCCCAAAUCAACGAGGACGGCAUUAUCACGUUAACGCAAGUCUAAUUAAAUGAAUUAACCCUCGAACGCUGCGUUCUGAUUGGCUGAAAUCGUUAACAGACUCG
This is a messenger RNA of Pangasianodon hypophthalmus (striped catfish), 6035 nucleotides long. RefSeq names its product GDNF family receptor alpha 2a (gene gfra2a). Gene Ontology annotation, biological process: nervous system development. The transcript is spliced from 9 exons. The coding region runs from base 522 to 1865 and encodes 447 amino acids. Gene Ontology annotation, cellular component: signaling receptor complex; external side of plasma membrane. Lineage: Eukaryota; Metazoa; Chordata; Actinopteri; Siluriformes; Pangasiidae. Gene Ontology annotation, molecular function: signaling receptor activity. The record is from RefSeq and is a predicted model, not a curated record.